AAAUAACAAAUGUUGGAAAGAUUGAAGGGCAUGGACUUAGGUUUAAAUUCUGUUAUAAAUGGGUGAUCUUAUACACAUAACUUUUCUGAAUCUUAGUUUCUUCCUGUAUAAAAGUUGGGUAUUAAUAUUUAUGGGAGAGGGUUAUUGAGAAACUGAAAUGAGAUGGAUUACGCGAAUGCAGGACACAUGGUAAAACCAAAAACCAAACCUGCUGCCGUCGAGUCGAUUCCGACAGUAAAUUUUACUUUUCUUAAAAUAAUGGUGGCCCUUUCAAAUGACAGUGCCACUGAAAGUAUAACCACAUAUCAUCAACAGAAAUAAACAGAAAGAAGGCAGAUACGACAGUUCUUAUUUUCCUGCUUCAGGUUUGGUGUUCAGGCCUGGGCACUGGGGAGUUAAUAUGCUUUUUUUUUAAGUGCAGGGGGAGUGGCGGGGAGGGGAGAAGUUAGAACAGUGGUGUGAAUACAUGGUUGGUGACAGUUUUUAUUUCAGUGCAGUCAACAAAAAUUUUUUGAAUGCCUACUAUGUGUAGCACACUGUGCACUGUGUUAGGAUUUCUGGUGUAUCUGUUACGGUAGGAACUUGAAGCUCGAGAGAUCUGGGUAGUAGACCUGUGUGCUGCACACAUGUGUUGAUGAAUGUCAUGGAACAUGGGGGUGCUACACUCGGUUUGAGUCUCUUCCCCCAAAUCUAGGCAAUGCGCCUUACAGGAAAGCUGGGCAUCUCCAUCCUCAAGCACUUUGAUGUGAGCUGAAUGGCACAAACCAUUAAGUGCCAGACUAUUAGCCAAAAAGUUGGCAGCUCACACCCACCCAGAGGUGCCUUGAAGACAGGCCUGGCAAUCUGCUUCCAAAAGGCCACAGCCUCUGGAAAACCCUGCGGAACAGUUCUACUUUGCAUAUUUGAGGUCACCAUGAGUCUGAAUCCACUCAAAGGCAUCUAACAACAGUAGGUAGAAAUGUUCAGUUAAUAAAGAUACUUAACUGGGUAGACAAGAGGGUUCUCAAGAAGGUUGAACUGUCUUUGGUUAUCUCCUCAAGUCUAUGUUCCUCAGACACUUAAGGUUCCUUCUCAUAGAAGACUCAUCACUGUAUCUUCACCAGAUCUUUGGCCUAAUUCCCUGGUUAGUGCCAUCUGCCCUCAGGUCGCCUGCUGCCUGCCUAUGAAAUUACUUCUCCAGAGGCUUGUUUUCUCCAACUUGGGGGUUGUUGCAAGGCCCCAAUUAUUCUGAAUAAAUGCGUGUACCGUUCUUUCCUAGCUGAAUGAGAAGGGAUUUCUUAACAACAUUGGAGGUGCCAGGGGACAUCAGCAGCUCUGCGUGCCAUUUGGAUUUUGCUUUUAAAAAGUUCUGAGAGCUCUGGGGUAAUCUUCCUAAAAGUUGUGAAUCUUAUAAAUAGAGGGGUGACUAUUGUUGUCUAACCAGCUAAGACCAUGUUAUGUGCUUCUACUGUAAUAUUAGAGGGACUUUAUUGUUGUGUUUUAAUUUUUGGAACUGUUUUAAAUGGACCAUUAUUUAUUAAAAAAUAUAAAAAAUUGUUUUCAUAAAUUGAGAUACUUUCAUAUAUUUUAGGGAAAUCCAUUUAAGUGUAUAUCAUUUAAAAAAUAUUUGAGACGUGUCAGCCUUCCCAUUUGUUGGAAUUCUCUUUUUGUGACUUUUUUGGUGAUUCCUGUUUGGUAGAUGGCAGCUAGCCAGGGAAGAUUCGCUGGGCUAAUUAUAACUGGAGGGGUUUCAGAUGAAUACAGAGAAGAGCAGCCUUCUGGGCCAUGGUUGUCAAGGUCAGGCCUUGGCCUGGUUCUUUUCAAAUCCUAAGACUGAAUUUAUCCUGUUGCUGAUUAUUUGGAUGGCUAGGAUGCUUUUAACCCAGGGGGAUUCUGGCAGGGAUUUAAGGUGGGACAAGAGACAGCAAAGCAAUAACUAAGUCUUACCUCAGUUUUUAAAGAUGUGGCUUAGGGUUCAUUAUGUUGCUGGAGAGGGAGAAAUGUGGCUAAAUACAGAUUUGCAGUUAUAAAUGCAAAGUUAGAAAAAAGCAACAUGAAGACUUGGGCUGAUAAGAACUUUACUGGCAAUUUUCCAACAUGAACUUUCUAAUCUUUCUGGUCAGAUUGCCCUUGUUCUUGCUAACUGGGCCUCUCUUCUAGUACAAUGGAUGAUUUUCAUUUGUGAAAGCCCAUUUUUUUUAUUAAGUGGGGGGGAAGCAAGAAACUUGAGGGAAAUUAAUACUAACUGGCACACGUUUUAGAAGUGCCAUUUUAAUUUUCUGAAGAUAAAUUGAAAAAUAACUUUAAAAAAGAAUAACAGAAAAAAGAUGUUAUUUCUGAACAGUAGGUAUUUCCUAGCAAUACUGCUUCACAGAGACCAUUCUGUGUGUGUGUGUGUAUUAUUUUUUUCUUCAUAGAUGAGCUGUAGUAACUUGAAUUAAGAUAAUGGGAUACUUAAUAUGUAACUUGUAAUGCGAGGAACAUUAGUUGGCCAAAUAAUGAAUAUGUUCCAGUAAGAGGACAAUAUACUAUAGUUUUCCAGUUUCCACUAAGUUGUAUUUGUUAUUUUUUGUGGAAAUGCAGGUAUUGUGAGUUCCCAGAAAGUCAGGUAAUAUAUCCAUUAUUGGAAAUGUAAACAAAUAUUUGAAAGUCAAAAUAACUCUGGAUUAUCUGCGCAAGUGAAUAAUUAGAAGUGGACUGUACUAACUUUCCAUAAUGCUGUCGAUCAUGAUAUCCAGAAUUUUCUACCAUUGGAGAAAAUCAUGAGAAUAUUAGAAUAAAUUUGUGUGUGGGGUGGUCCUGGAAACACUGGUGGUGUAGUGGUUAAGUGCUACGGCUGCUAACCAAAAGGUCGGCAGUUCAAAUCCAUCAGGUGCUCCUUGGAAACUCCGUGGGGCAGUUCUACUCUGUCCUAUUGGGUCGCUAUGAGUCGGAAUCGACUCGACAGCAAUGGGUUUGGUUUUUGGUUUUGGGGGGGGGUCCUCUGAGGACUUGAGAUUUAGUGAAAGAGAAAAUAUGAUUCAUUUACCACCCUUUUGAUUGCUUGGGAUCUCUUUAAAAGCUCGGUCCUUUUUAAAGACUGGUGCCUUUUUGACACAGGCUAUAGUUCCUAUUCUAAAAUAGAGUAUUUUGAACUCAGGGAAAUAAUGUUUGAAUUGUGGACAUCUUGGGUUUAGUCAUUUGGUGGAUUUUUCCAGAAAUCAAAAAAACCUUACCAUCCAGUUGAUUCCGACUCACGGGGACCCUAUAGAACAGGGUAAAACUGCCGCAUAGAAUUUCCAAGUUGUGCCUAGUGGAUUCAAAGUGCCCACCUCUUGGUUAUCAGCUGAGCUCUUAACCACUGUGCCACCAGGGCUCCAAUGACUAUUAGUUGUUCAGUUCUUUGGAAGUUGGCUUGUUAAACUAUUAGAAAAAAAAAACAAAAAACUUUUUUAUGUGUUUUUUGAUGGAAUAACUUACGUGUGUGAGGAAGGGGAUAAUACUCCGUUUGAAAGCUGUUUCCCAGUUCUCUUAGUUGGUGAUGUUAGGCAUGUUCUUUAGUUUGUUGCAAAGUAAUUUUCUAAGGCUCAAAUUCUGCCUCUGCCAGCAGUUUCAUUGUUUGUUUUUCUUAGUUGAUGCCAAAUGAAAUCGAUUGUGCCCCAAACCAUGUUGACCGUUAAAGAUUAUUUUUUGAGAGCCGUGGAGAAGUUGCCUACCUUGCCUUAGUUAAUUUACGUAAACACCAUGUUUCAUUUUGCAAAAUAUUUCUAGAUAUUUCUGUUAGUUUUUCCUAUGUAAAUCAACAGAGUUCCGUUUCCCUGUGAUUUCACUCGCAUCUUUUUAAAAAAUCGUACUCACUGCACUCAUGUACAUGAAGUAGUCAUAUUUUGCUUCCUCUGCUUUUAUUUGUUAUUCGCCAAUUGUAAGAAUUCUGUUCUAGGGGUACCCCCUUUGACGACAGCUCCCCUUGCUUCUUGGCCACCAAGGGGAUUGGAGUUUGUGUUUUCCUGAGUUUGCCGUCUUGGCAAAGGCUGGUGUGAUGUUUCAUUUGAAAUGUUUCAUUAUAUCUCUGCCUAGAAUUCUAAAACUUCAAGAGUACAAGAAAACGGAGUAACGAUGCAUUGCUUUGGAUUCAGUUGUGCCAAUGGUGAAAUGCCUAGCCUUGGUAAUAAAAUAUUUAUAGACGGCAUAAAAGCUUUCUUCAGUUUUUCACUGCUCAGAAAACAAACAAUAUAUCAGACAGUUGAAGAGCAUAAGAUGCAGUAAGGGAACGCUUAUUCUAAUUCGUAGUUCUCACCUCACUAUGAGUCGGAAUCAACUCGAGGGCACUGGGUUUUUUGGGGUGGUUUAACCUCACAUAAUAGUCACAGAUGAGUUUUUGCUGGUUUUCAUUCAGAUUUGGUGGCAUACAAGUGGAGGUGGUCAAAAGUCAAAAAGUCACUGCCAUCGAGUUGAUUCCUGCUCGUACUGACCCUACGGGACAGAGUAGAACUGCUCCAUAGAGUUUCCAAGGAGUAUCUGGUAGAUUUGAACUACCAACCUUUUUGGUCAGUAGCUGUAGCUCUUAACCACUAUGCCAACAGGGUUUCCCUGGAGGUGGUAAACCAUGUAAAUACACUAUAACCUAGAGAGGGGAGACCUUCCCAGGGGAGGAGGAAGAACAGGGCGUCAGGUAACAGCAGGCUUGCAUUCCAACUCUUGCACCCCCACUGUGGCCUUGGGCAAGUCAGCAUCUCAGGGGCUUGUUUCUUCAUCCCUGAGAUAAGGUAAAGGAGCCCUGUGGCACAGCAGUUAAGCACUAGGCUGCUAACCAAAAGGCUGGCUGUUCAAACACACCCAAUGGCUCCGUGGGAGAAAGACCUGGUCAUCUGCUCUCAUGAAGAUUACAGCCAAGAAAACCCUGUGGGGCAGUUCUAUUCUGUCACGUGGGAUUGCUGUGAGUCAAAAAUUCACUCAGUGGCACCUAAAAACAAAUAAUACAUUGCCCAAUUUUGUUUAAUUCUUAAAAUUGUAAAAAUAUUACAUUGAUAUUUAUAUAACAUAAUAAAAAGGAAGUUUAGAGGUCGUUUUACCUAGACUACUUGUCAGUUUGGGAUCUCUUUGACCACAUCCCUGAUACUUAAAAAUGAGCCUCUGUGUAAGAAGUCUUAGGGACUGGGGCUUCAAGUGCCCAAUACGCAGUCCGUACUUUCCUUAACUGUCUUUCCCCAUGACCAGAAAUCAUGGCUUUUGGGCGCUUUCUGUUUGACCUUAUCAAGCACUGCUUCCUUCAGGCUGGGCUUUGCCUUAUUUCUAUAUGUCCAGCCUAUAAUUAGAUCUUACCCAUUAACCAUUGAGUCCAGUCUAUUCCAACACAUUAAAAAAAACCCAUUGCCGUUGAGUUGAUUCCGACUCAUAGUGACUCUAUAGGACAGAGUAGAGCUGCCCCCAUAGGGUUUCCAAGGAGUGGCUGGUGGGUUUGAAUUGCUGACUUUUUGGUUAGCAGCCUAACACUUAACUGCUGUACCACCACGGCUCCCAUUCCGACUCAUAGUGACCCUGUAGUACAGAGUCAAAACUGCCUCCAUGGAGUUUUCAAGGCUAUAAUCUUUAAGGAAGCAGACUGCCACAUCUUUCUCCUUGGUGAGGCUGGUGGAUUUGAACUGUUGACCUUUGGGUUAGCAGCCAAGCACUUAACUACUAUGCCACCAGGGCUCCUUUAUAAAUGAAUCAUAGUCGGCUCUACUGUAUUCCAUAAGCACUACUUGAGCAUAUACUUUAUCUCAAGCUCUGUGUUAGGCAGUGGGAAUACAACUAUGAGCAAUUUAGACAUCCUGUUGAUAUAUUCUCAUAAAGUUUAUAAUUUAUUGAGGUAAAAUAGGUAUUGAAUACUAUUAAAGGUAUGUUAUAAAGGGGAGUACAGGAACCUACCGCGCGAGCACAUAAUUGAUAAUCUUGCUUAGUUUAGAAAGAUUUCGAGGAGGACAUUACAUUUAAGCUGAACUCUGAUAAAUAAAUAGGGGCUGAUUGGGCCAAUAAUAUUGUAUAUGAGAACUUAAGUCUUGAUUUCUAGUUUAGUGCCUACACUGUGCUAUGUGUUGGGAAUGCAAAAUUGAGUAAUGUAAUAUGGCUUGCACCCUUAAAGGGAAUACAUUCUAAGGUUGUUGUCAGACAUCUAAGCAAAGAAUUUUAGUUUUAGGGAUAUUUGAUAAAGCGCAGAGGCAGGAGUGAUUACCCGCUCCAUAUUAAAGAGUUGUGGUAGAAAGAAAGACCUCUUUGAAUGUUCAGAAGCCACCACCUAGAAGGCUAGGAACACCACCACCAAAAUGGCAGAGGCUAGUCAAGUCACAGAGUUUGAGCCUUUGGGGACUGAGGGCUCGGGAGGUUCCUCUGAGGUUGGGAUGAUUCAUGAUUUUGGAAUUUAUACUUUUUUUUUCCCUCCUCGUUUCUGCCUCCAUCUCUUUAAAAAGUGCCGAAUGGCACUUGAGAUGAGUGUUUUGGAACAAUCUUGUAAUAGUUAGGAUGCUUUUAAUUUCAUGGGGCAGAAAAAAUGCCAACUCAGUUGGCUUAAAAAUGAGGGACUUUUAUCUCAUCAUAUAAGCCUUCAAGCAGGAGUUCCAGGAUUGGGUAAUUCAGUAUAGAGACUGCAUUAGAGGCUGUCUGGGAUUCUGUCCUCCUUUCCUUCAUAUCUGCCUCAUUCUUGGGUCACUUUCCUUUAUGGUCACUGAAUGGCACAAGAAACUGGGAGUAUGGGUUGGAUGUGCCUAUACACAUAUCUCCAGAUCUUAGCAAAGCAAUGUCUCAGGAUGGUGCCUCUCAGUUCCAAGAAGUCAUUCGGCAAGAGCUAGAAUUGUCUGUGAAGAAGGAGCUAGAGAAAAUACUCACCACAGCACCAUCACAUGAGUUUGAGCAUACUAAAAAAGACCUUGAUGGAUUUCGGAAGCUAUUUCAUAGAUUUUUGCAAGAAAAGGGACCUUCUGUGGAUUGGGGAAAAAUUCAGAGGCCUCCAGAAGAUUCGCUCUUUUGGCCUUGGGCUGCUUGUGGCACUUUUGACUGCAGGGGAAAUGCCGUUGUCCACAGGACCUCUAUUCCAGGAAGAAAAGUGACUGAGGAGACUGAUGACAGGCCUAUUCAACCCUAUGAAAAGAUCAAGGCCAGGGGCUUACCUGAUAACAUAUCUUCUGUGUUGAACAAGCUGGUGGUGGUGAAGCUCAAUGGUGGUUUGGGAACCAGCAUGGGCUGCAAAGGCCCUAAAAGCCUGAUUGGUGUGAGGAAUGAGAACACCUUUUUGGACCUGACUGUUCAGCAGAUUGAACAUUUGAACAAAACCUACAAUACAGAUGUCCCUCUUGUUCUAAUGAACUCUUUUAACACGGAUGAAGAUACGAAAAAAAUACUACAGAAGUACAGUCAUUGUCGUGUGAAAAUCUACACUUUUAAUCAAAGCAGGUACCCAAGGAUUAACAAGGAAUCUUUACUGCCUGUUGCAAAGGAUGUAUCAUACUCAGGGGAAAAUACAGAAGCUUGGUACCCUCCAGGUCACGGUGAUAUUUACGCCAGUUUCUACAACUCUGGUCUGCUCGAUACCCUUAUAGGAGAAGGCAAAGAAUACAUUUUUGUGUCAAACAUAGAUAAUCUGGGUGCCACGGUGGAUCUUUAUAUUCUGAAUCACUUAAUGAACCCACCCAACGGGAAACGCUGUGAGUUCGUCAUGGAAGUCACAAAUAAAACACGUGCAGACGUGAAGGGUGGGACGCUCACUCAGUAUGAAGGCAAACUGAGACUGGUGGAAAUCGCUCAAGUGCCAAAAGCCCAUGUGGAUGAGUUCAAGUCUGUAUCAAAAUUCAAAAUAUUUAACACAAACAACCUGUGGAUCUCUCUUGCAGCAGUUAGAAGACUGCAGGAGCAGAAUGCCAUUGACAUGGAAAUCAUUGUGAAUCCAAAGACUUUGGAUGGAGGCCUGAAUGUCAUUCAGUUAGAAACUGCAGUAGGGGCUGCCAUAAAAAGUUUUGAGAAUUCUCUAGGCAUUAAUGUUCCUAGGAGCCGUUUUCUGCCUGUCAAAACCACAUCGGAUCUGUUGCUCGUGAUGUCAAACCUCUACAGCCUUAAUGCCGGAUCCUUGACAAUGAGUGAAAAGCGGGAGUUUCCCACAGUGCCCUUGGUUAAAUUAGGCAGCUCUUUUACAAAGGUUCAAGAUUAUCUAAGGAGAUUUGAAAGUAUACCAGACAUGCUUGAAUUGGAUCACCUCACAGUUUCCGGAGAUGUGACAUUUGGCAAGAAUGUUUCAUUAAAGGGAACGGUUAUCAUCAUCGCAAAUCAUGGUGACAGAAUUGACAUCCCACCUGGAGCGGUACUGGAGAACAAGAUUGUGUCUGGAAACCUUCGCAUCUUGGACCACUGAAAUGGAAAAGACUGCGUACACUGUAUACUAACGAUGUGCUGCGUAGUUUCUUACACUGAUGAAAUGCUCUCUAGGGCCCUGGAAUAGGCAGGUACUUUACUAUGUUACUGUACCCUGCAGAAUUAAUUUUUAAAGUUUUUUGCAGGAUGCUUUUAGUCUUAAAAAAAAGCACAGAUGGAAGCAAUACUUUUCUUCUUUGAAGAGAAUUCUGAAAGUUAGUUAAGCUUAAAGUGCAAUACUGUUUAAUCUUAAAACCGGGGCAGCUCUGCUGGAAGAUCUUAACAGAGGCCUCAAUGAUGGUCACUUUGAAUUGCUUGUUAUUUCAGAAAUAAAGCUGUGAAGCAAUACAUGUGUACCCUUAUACUUUUCAAUAACUUUAUGAAAUGGCAAAAUAAAAUGGUUUACUCUUGCUAAACAGUUACUAUAUGAGUUGGAGGAUUUGUUCUGGGACUAUUUAUGUACCCACUGGCCAGUCACCUAGCAAACCCCAUUUCUGCAUUUCUAAGAAUCUUCACCAUAUCAUUAUUUUGAGAGGAGUUAAACUUGAAUGAAGGUAUUUAGUACCUUUCAUCUUGUUCUAAAGCUGGGAUGCCUGCCACGCUUUCUACAGACUCUCUAUUCACUGAACAAAGCGGCGUUUCUUUUCCCAGCUGGAGGGGAGGGGAGGCAGAGGUAGGGCAUUCUCUGACAUCCCUCUUCUCCAGUAUAAAGGGUGGGAGAUUACUUUAAAAGUUCCCUUUCCUUGAAGCUUCCUUGUCACCAAAAAAUGUACGUGAAAAAUCUUUCAAAUCAGGUCUCUUGGUAGUUCAGUUGUGCCUUUUCUCCGAGAAUCAACCAAUCACAUGUCCCAAUUUCUCCAUGCUUGUUUCGAGCAGGCUGCUUGUUCAUGUUCAGGUUCACUACAUACUAUUAAAAGAAGUCUUUUAAAGUCUGGUAAUUUUUUAUAGCUUUAUUUUAGACAGACAGUUUAAGAACCAAUGACACACCUUUGUAAUGAUAAAGGAACAAAAACAGGCUUUCCUUUUAGGAAACUGAAGAGCACAAAAUAAGACUCUUUCAUUGUACAUCAUCACCACCAGUUGAGGCACUCUGACAGGGUUAGGCGUGAGGUGAGGCCCAGGCACUUUCAUUUGUAGAGUGCUGCUGAUUCUGCUUUUGAAGGUAGAAACUAUAAAAGUCUUUAAACAACUUACUUAACCCGUCACCUUGUCAUUCUGGCCCCAACGCAGCAGCCUGUGUUUUAAAAGCUCUGUUUCUCCCUGGUCUCCGUUCAUAUACACAUCAAAAAUAACUUAAAAACAAGAACCCAAGGGGGCCAUACUUCAUAUGUUACCUAAAUGUUAGAACUCGUAAGAAGGCAAAUUAGAUCAACAUGUAUUCUUACCUCUGCUAGAAAAAGGCAAAAGAAAAAACCUUCAUAGAUACUUUAUAAAAAUACAGCUAUUGAACUGUAGCCUUUCACAGACCACUUCUGAAAAGUAUUUAAAUUUAGCAGUUGCCUAAAUGUAUGCCAGUAUCUUAGUCUUUAAUUAUUACUUGGAAUCAGUCUUUCAAGUGUUGAGACUUUCUGGAGGGCUUUCCCCAGCCAACGUGUGGUGGUGGGAGAAAGAUGGGAUGCGUGGCACACACAGCUGGAACUUGACAUUGGUCACUGAAACAAAAACUGAAUUCCUAAAUCCAAGCAAUCAAAAGAUGUUUAUUUUUUAUAGAAAGAUCUGUAAAAAAAUAAUUUUUCAAACAGCUUUACUUUUAUAGAGAAAACUUUCUACAGAGGUUGACUAAGAUUUUAAUAUUUGAAAUUGUACCAUCAUUAAAUAAGGUGGGACACCGUAUGAAUUUCAUUGCACUGGAAGAAAUGCAAAGCAUUUUUUUUAAUAUAAAGUAUACAGAGCAUUCUAGUCAACUACAGCUGUGUUACAGCUAUGUGUUCUUUUGGAUUUGGUCCAAAGAAACCUGAGUCUGUUUCCAGAGAGAAUGAAAAAUGUUAUAGACACCUGAUCAGUUACUCCUCACUGAAGGACGCACAGAAAUGGCCUUCCCCGUAGAUCCCACUGAAUCCAGUUUCCCAACACUGACACUUUGCUUUCCCCUCCCCCACCGCAGUUCACUUCGGGUUCCAGGUUCAGUUCUCGAAUCACAGGCAUCCAGAUCUUCUUCAUAAACCUAUAUAUCCCAUGGCCAGAUGAACUACUCAGUUUUAUAGUACAUCAUCACCUCUUCUGUUCCCAGAUCUCAGCCAUAUUUAGGUCCAAAUCUUUAAGGCCUUUUAAGGCUUGAAGAUUUCCAGUGUAAAAGGCUACAUCUGCUGUGACCAACCUAAAGAGUAGAGAGAAAGGUAUUUUUAAAUCUCACACGUCCUAUUUACAUAAUUGAAAAAGUAGCAAUGCUCAGAGUCAGAAUCCUAUCCUAGCUCCUGGAAUAUUACUUACAAUUCAGAUUUCCUAAAGGUCAAAUGCCAGCAUAUUUCCCUGAACGCAUUCCUACUAACAUAUAGUUACGACACGUAACGGUUUAUCUACCAAUAAUCGAAGUGUGGGCAAGGAGCAGAUCAGUGCAUGCUGGAGUCAGUUUCAUAAUAAAUUCUGCCCAAUAAAAUGACUGGAUACAUCAGAUUUAUUUUAAAAGUAUGAAUUAAAAUAUAGAGAGGAUAACAGGGUAAGCUAAACUGUUUUCUGACUGGUUAUCACUAGAGCAAUACGUCUGUGUGAUGAAGACGGUGAAAUCAGGGCCAAGGCUUCCUAAGCCCCCUCCUAAGGAGUUAAAGGAAGGCUGGGACUUCCAGAAGCACUGCCGGCUAUAAAACUUGGCACUGAUAAUCAGUAAGCAACUCUUGAUGAAAAAGGAAAAGUAAGUUUUCAGUACUCUGCUGCCUGUAGCCAAAAGAAUACUUCCUUUAGACACUGAACUAUAUAAGAAUAACUAGGCAUUAUUUACCUUUGAUCCACUAAAAGAUGAAACAUGCUUUUUAAAAAUGUCAUGGAAAUGCUGUUAACUGCUUUAUUCAACUGCAAUUUCACAUUUUUAAUGUAGGUAUAUUCUGAGGCUCAGCAAAAAAAUUUGGAAAAUGAAUUGUUUGAGGAUAAAAAAUAGAAGAAGAGUCUACUACAUGGAGGGCAGAAUUUUAAUUGCUUGUGAAAGGAAAGCUCAUUUUUCAAAUUAAUGCCACGAAAUACCUUGGAGGCAGGAGAGGGAAUGACCUCUACGCAUGGUCAUUUCCCAGCAUGGCAAUCAGGUUGUUACGGCAAAUGAGUGAUGAUGCAUCUAAUGCAGUUCAUUUGAAAAAGCCUUUUUGCACUUUAUAAAUGGGCAAUUACGAUGUGAUUGUGAAAUACUGACUUUGAGUUUCCUAAUCACUUAGCAGUGCACAGUGGGACGUUUCCGUGUGCAAAGAUGAAUAAAGUUCUGCUCUCGAAAAUGUACAGCCUUCUACUUGGUUUUAGCCAACAUGUUUACAGUCCCGUUGUGUUGGUUUGGGGGACAGUUACUUGAGGUGUCCUUGCCUUGCAAACAGUGCACAACAAAUGUUGGUAGAAUAAAUGAAGCUCUUCCUAUCAUAUAGAAGCACAGUCUCAAAUUCCAGUGAAUACUGAAUGAUACGUUUUUUACCAUGACAACUGACAAUCUUCUAAUGAUUAUCUUUUUUAAAUCAUAAGGUCAGAUGUUUUAAAAAAGAAAUUCUAAUCCAGGCCAAAGGCGUUCUCGUGGUGGUGAACUAGAAACAGCCUUCUACAGACAUUAAGUGCGCAAUGGUGUACAUCAGGCUCCCAGGCUCUGUGACGGGAACGUGAUAGAGUCAACCCAGCCCCAGCUCACUGUGGCCGCCUGCCGUGACCGCCACACACCCAAAAUGGAGCAGUUCAAGUUACCCUCAAGCCACCUCAACCUCGACAUAAAGGGCAUUGCUUACUCCCAUUAUGUGGGAGCUAGUUUCCCAAACUUCCUAAUUUUCAUGUAUUUUUCCUGUGAAUUCAAUCUGUUUUCCUCCUUUUUUAACCUUUCACUUUACCAUUUACUAUUUAUCUUUCCUUUAAAAUGGCAUUCAGGAAGUAGUGGCAGCCAAAGGGAGUAAAAGCACAGGCUCUCGGGUCAGAAUGCCUGUAUCUGAUUCCUGCUCUGCCACUUUUCUGUCAUCUCAGGCAAGCUACCUGACUUCCAUGUCUCAGUUUCCUCAUUUCUAAAAUGACAAUAAAGAUUAGAAAUAAGAAAAUACACACAAAGUGCUUGGCCUGGUCCCUGGCCCAGAACACACAAGCUAUCCUCACCAACAAGAGAGGCUGUUGCCUUGCCUGUCCUGACACUGGAACAACGGCUGCUGGCACAAAUGACCCACAAGGAAAGCAUCACUUCAGAAAUCAAUGAGCUGGGUACGUCUGAAAUAAUCUUAUUAUUUAGUUCAGUCUUUCUUCAGUCUGGCCAUAGUGAUGAUUUAGCUGAAUGAACUGCUAGGAAAAUGUCUCCCUAAACCACUCACAAUUCUGAUUCUCUAGGAGGAAAUAAAUGAUCUAAAUUUCAUGACUCCAAAUCUAUAUAUAUAGUGCCCUAACGACCAACCUGUUAACAGCCUGCACAGCGGCAGGAGAAAAUAAUAAUCAGCAUUUAGAUACCAUCUUAUAAGUUUUAAAGUGCUUUCACUUAUAUUUCAUUUUAUUCUCACAGCAACCCUGGAAGAUCGAACCGAACUGAACCCAGUGCUGUCGAGUCGAUUCCAACUCAUAGCGACCCAUUUUACAAAUGGAGAAGUUGAGGCUUAAGAGUUAAAAGUUGGAAGUUGAGGCAAAGAUGGUUGCUGGGGUGGGGCCUGGCGCAGAUGGAGAGCGUGGCUCUCACUCUCGACAGUCCUCAGCUGUUACACCUCCAGCUGGGUGGUAGGUUCAACUGAGCCAGGAAAGAGCACGAUGCCAAGCUCUGCCCAAUCUUCACAAAGUACCAAAAUGGGCAAAGUAUCUUAGUCCUAUCUUUCUGUGAGUAGUUUCCAAGAGGCAGGAAGGAUAAGUGAUUAGCCACUUCUGAUUUCUAAAGAAUAUGUUUCUCCUCCUGCUUUUAAUUUAGUUUCACCAAUAGACUACCCAGUAUCUUAAUAUUUUACAUUCCUGUGAAGGUGAACUAGUUUUUCAGGUAUCUGAUCUCAAUCUGAUUUAAACUUUAAGUAUUCUAUACACCCCUCAGAUAACAGAAACGCGAAGGCUCCAUGCAAGAAAAAGGAAGUCUGCUAAGAUGUCUAUUUUGAAAGAUGUGGCCCAUGCACAGAAGAUCCUGAUUUACAGGUCUCUAAAAGAGGAAGCUCAGCUUAGUUUUAAUAUUUUAAUGAACAAAGUCAACUUCUGAUUCCAAAAUACCUUUUUUUCAUUUGUUCCUGUAAGUUUGAAAUUUAAGCCUCUAAUUAACAGGAAAAAAAAAAAAGAUUUUUAUUCCUAAAAUCUGUGGGAGGUAACGUACUAAGAAAAUCAUGUCAGGGUGUAGCUAAAUGAUCAGUGCUUUACAUUUUGUAAAAUCUUCUUUACCUAGGUAAUAUCUUUACCUAUGUUGCUCUUCACAGAAGUCCUAUGAGGGGAUUUUUAUCGUCAUUUCUAUUUUUAAAAGCUUGUUUUUUCAAGAGGUUAGGUCACUUUCACAUGGUCACAUAGCUAGUAAAUGAGGCUUCUUUGAGUCCUUUUUGGAUAAAGGAAGACUAGUGGGCACCUCAGGAGACACUACUAACCCACACAGCCUCAAUACAGACAAAUAAGAUCCGUUCAGUAACUGACUAUCUAUAAACCACUUUAUAUAAUUUCCACAGGCUGGGGGAGGCACAAAGGAAAACAAAGUUGCCGAUUUCACAGUUUUGGGCCCAGGCAUGAUUACGGCAGACAAGGACAGCAUUAAGAAUAAAAACCAAUUAUCAAAACAAUUUGAUAUAGUAGUAAUAUAUAGAAACAUGUUAAAAACAUACCCAUUUUGAGGUCCUCCAUCAUUAAUCACAUUUAAGUGAGAUAACUGCUUUUUCAAGUGUAGUUUGUAGCUUGCAUUAAUUCUUAAAAAUAACAUCUGGAAAGGAAAAAAAACUAAGUUUUUAAAGUUCUACUGAAAUAGAAGAUAUAAGUAUCUGAGAGUCAUUGGUUUUAUCUGGAGAAAAUAUUUUUAAAAAUCUUUAUUUUGGCAUAUUCUUUUAAGAUACUCCUCUGAAAGUAUUUAAUUCCUAUUUUACUACACUUUUUCUCCUCAGUCGGAUAAAAGCUCUUUUUCCCUUCUCAGCAGUAUUCCUUUCAGUGAUAAAGACUUACUGCUGCCUUUUGGCACCCUGGAAUAACUCUUCUGGGAUAUGGAAGUGGGAUUAACCAGGAAAAGUGAAAAAAAAAAGUAAAAAGCAAUAGUGAAUAUUGCAAUAUAUUAACUAGGAACUUGAUAGAGGAAAAAAAAAAAGUGACAGUGGUAAAGGGAAAGAUACCUUAAUCCUUCUAAACUAGUAAAAUCAGAUAAUAAUGCAAUGGUCCAGUAUUUCUUUGGAAAAUACCUGAUCUGAAAGUAUAUGUAAUUAAUCUAUGGAAAAUAUUUUGUGGAAUAACAUUUUAUAUAUUUAUAAUAUUUUCUUCUAUAUUUACAUAUAUAUGGAAAAGUUUGUGAAAUUUAUUGGUAUUCAAGUGGCACUAUUGACAUAAACCUACACCCUUUAAAUCAUGAUGUAGAUAAAAAUACAUGAAGUACUUGUUUGCCCAGCUCCUUGCCCUGGCUACACCUUGCUCUAGUGUUAGAAUGCAGGUGGCCAACCCAGAAGGUCUGAACAUCAGAGGUGGGGGAUCUUACAUGUAGAAUGGGAAGGAGGGCUUGACUAGGAAGAAAUGAGAAGAAGAAAAGAGACCCUAGUGGGUACUCUGUAUCUUAUGGCUUGCCCUCAGUCCUCAGUAAGCCCCAAAGGAGUUGGGUGGUAUUUAAUCAUGAUGUCAGAAUGAUUAAUAAAAGCCUAUGGAAGCAUGAAUAAAAAUGGCAAUAACUAGCACAGGAUGGAAGUCUGAAGUGGCAUGGGAAAGGAGACCAGCAGGACCAAGAGUAGGCAAGAGUCACUAAGACAGCUACUCUCUGCUCCAAAAUAUUAUUUCCAGGCAUUCUAUUCAUUGGCGAUAGUUCUAAAUAAACUUGUCUGAACAGCAAAUACCCCACUGGACAUUUGUCAUAUCACAAAUACCUACUGCUGUCAACUCUGACUCAUAAUGACCCUAUAGGACAGAGUAGUACUGCCUUAUAGGGUUUCCAAGGCUGUAAUCUUUACAGAAGCAGACUGCCACAUCUUUCGCCAGAGGAGCAGCUGGUGGGUUCAAACCACUGACUUUUUGGUUAGUAGACGAGCACUUAACUACUGUGCUACCAGGGCUCCCUAUAUAAAAAAUAGGCUCCUAUUAUAACAAUGUCUCAUUCUACAAUUAAGCUUGAAUGAGGUCACCUGGUACAGAAGACUGGGGGUGGUGGGGGGGUGAAAGGAAUACUGGAACUUUUGAAGUGCUAGGAAAGGGAAAUGAGGGAGGUGGAACAAGGGUGUAUCUGAAGAGGUAAGAGAACUCUGUGUUCAUAUUCACGCAGGGGAGACAGGAACAGAGAGAGGAUACCUCAUAGGUGAGAGGUACCAAAGACUACUCAGUAUUUUUCCUGGUUUUUGCCUACUAUAGAUCACAUUAUGUUUGGUAAAGUAGAGGGUCAGUGAAAAUGAGCGAAACCCUCCAUGAGAUGGAUUGACACCCCAGCUGCGACAACGGGCUCAAACGAAAAAACAGUGGGUCAGACACACCGGUGAUUGUGAGAAUGGCGCAGCAGUGGACAAGGUUCAUCCUGUGAGAUAAGACGGCCGUGAGUCAGCGGCCACCAACAGAUCGCUUCCGCAGAUCUCACAAACAUCCACGACAAGGCACACUGAUUGGUUUAGUUGAGUGUCAAUCUCAUUAACUUCAUCACUGAUUGUUCUCAUAUCCAAUUCCAAUUACGCUCACAGUGAGUAACAUGUUUUAUGACUCACUGACAAAUGCCAACUCUGAUUUUUAAAUUAAUAAUGUAAUUAGUAAUACACGUGAAUCUGGGACCUAAAAUAUUCAAUGGACAGACAGAAAAUCUGCUUCUUAGAAUUGUUGACUAUAUAGCAAAGCUAUUAUCUGGCCUAUUAGAUCAAAGGGUAUUUUGAAAUUAAAAUUUUUUACCUAUGCCUCAGUAGUCAGUAUAGCAACUGAUAACAAAAUCAAGCCGGAGCACGAACGGUGCCCAAGGCGUUUAAAGGCACUUCAGUUCCUCACGCACAUGCUGUGUGAGACAGGAAACGGUGGUUUUAGGAAUUACUGCUCACCUGUGUUUGUUCUUCCGGAAGGAGAUCAACUAUAGCUUCAUGCAUUUUUGCCAUUUGCUUACAAAUAUUCCUGAAGCAGGCAGAAGGGACAGGAGCUUUCACCUCAUACUGUCAGGUAGGGAAGGAUAACAAGGAUUACGCUCACGUCCUCUGACUGCACAGUCUCCCACUGUUCCCCGAGACAGUAUGUUCUCUGCCUUUACAUGUCUAACGCUGGUAUAGCAUUUGUUAGGGGUUAAUUCUUAUCUUCCAAAAAGACAUAUUUAAGCCCCAACUCCCAGUAUCUGUGAAUGUGACCUUUUUUGGAAAUAGUCUUUGGAUAUAUAUACUUCAGUUAACAUGAAGUCAUACUGGAGUAGGGUGGGCCCUAAUCCAAUAUGACUGAUACCCUUAUAAAAAGAGUGCUAGAGACAGAGAUAGACAGACAGAGAGGGAAGGCAGCCAUAUAAAGCAACUGGAGUUAUGCUGCCAUAAACCAAGGAACACCUGGGCUACCAGAAGCUGGAGGAGAUAAGGAAUGAUCCUCCCCUAGAGCCUUCAGAGGGAGUAUGGCCCUGCCAGCAUGCUGAAUUCAGACUUCCAGCCUCCAGAACUUUGAGAGAGCCAUUUCUGUUGUUCUAAGCCACCCAGUUUGUGGUACUUUGUUAUGCCAGUCCUAGGAAACUAAUACAGCAGUCAGCUAUGAUCUGUGCUACAAAUGCAAAUCUUGAGGAUCUUUCAUUAAACAGCCUAAUCUGCUUUGAGUGAGUCAGCAUAGCUUGGCGGUUCAGGACAUAGGCUGCUUCUGCUCUUAAAACAGACUAUGUGAUGACAGGUGAGUUACUUAGCUUCUCUGUUCUCAGUGGGCUGCUAUGAGGAUUAAAGAAGAGCACAAGACAGUGGCUGGCAGAAAGUAAGUGCUCAAGAAACGUUAGCUACUACUCUGGCUCAGUAUACGACGAUGACUCAUUAAAGCAGCCCCUCCAAAUUAACAGACUGUUUUUAAACAGGAUCUUAAGAAUGUGUCGACUCGAUUAUAUCUGAAAUAAAAAAACCAAUAUAAUUCUGUUAGAAUUAAAAUGUUCCUUUUCUUUCAUAGAUGGGCCAAUAUGGCAGUCAUAUUUACCCUAACUAAAGAGAAGACUUUUUCAACAACUUUCUAUACUAAAAAUUAAAAUGACUAUAAUCAUUACUAUUCUUACAUCUUGAACUGGUGUGAUUUAGAUAAUUUUAAAAUUCACACAGCAUCAAUUAUGUACUGUUUUUAUUUACAAGACAAAUUUGGGUAAACUAUUUAAACUUACUAGUCUUAUACGGAGCUCUGAUGGCGCAGUGGUUAAGAGCUUGGCUGCUAACCAAAAGGUUCGCAGUUCAAAUUUACCCGCUGUUCCUUGGAAACCCUAUGUGGCAGUUCUACUCCAUCCUAUAGGGUCACUGUGAGUUGAAAUCAACUUGAUGGCAACAGGUUUGGUCUAUUUUUUUUUUAAUCUUAUAUAAUUUAUUAAAAUGUGAUGAGUGACAGUAUACUGCUGCUGUAGAAGGCCAAACAUGCAACUGAAACAAGAUUAGCAAAGUUGUGACCAUCCAAGGAUUUGUCUCUCUUCAGCCAAGAAACAUCUCAAAUAUUCCCUCAUCUUGUUUUUGUUUAAUAACAGCUUUGAAAUAUAAUCAUAAAGUCAUGUUCAGGAACAAAGUAUGAGAGCAGACUUCUUGUUGGAAACUAUACAAGCCAAAAGACAACAGAAUUCUAAAGCUAGCAAAAAGAUCUUUAAAAAAUGAAAGAGAAAUAAAAGGCUUUUUUAGGCAAAAACUAAGUAAAUUGCCUGCAGACCUUCCAGUGUUAAAGGAAGUUCUUCAGGCAAAAGGAAUAGGGUACCAGAUGACCUACACAAAGCAGUGAAGGACACCAAAAUUUGUAAAAACGAAGGUAAACAUAAAACAUUCUUUUCUCACUUUUAACGCUUUAAAAGAUGACUUAAAAAAACCAAACGCAUUGCCAUUGAGUCAAUUUUGACUCAUAGGCACCCUAUAGGACAGAGCAGAACUGUCCCAUAGGGUUUCCAAGGAGCUCCUGGUGGAUUUGAACUGCCGACCUUUUGGUUAGCAGCCAUAGCUCUUAACCAUUACACCACCAGCAUUUCCAAAAGAUGACUGUCUAAAGCAAAAAUGGUAACAAUGCAUUAUAAGUAGAAGUAAAAUGGUAAUAGCAUAAAAUCCGAGCAGGAGAAAACAGAAGUAUACUGUUGUAAAGUUCUUAAACUAAAUGGGAAGUGGCAUAAUAAUGUUAUUUGAAGCAUAUACUUAAGGCAAUUCUGGAGAUAAAAUUAAAUAAAAAACAUUCUAUUAAUCCAAGAGAAGAUUAAAAAAAGAGGGCCAAAUAGAAAACAACUAUCAAGAUGGUUGAUUUAAAUGCAACCAUAUAAAAAUUAUAUUAAAUUUAAAUAGCCUAAAUACAUCAAUAAAAAGGCAGCAAUUGUCAGACUACAUUAAAAAAAAUAAAAGCCAAGACUCCACUUUAUUCUACAGACAAGAAGCUCUUUUUAAGUAUUAAGACACAGAAUGUUAAAAGAAAAAGGAUGGGAGAAGAAAUUCUAAGUUAACAUUAUUCAAAAGAAAGUUACAGUGGUUAUAUUUAUAUCAAAUAACAUAUUGUUAGUUGUUGUCAAGCUGGCUCUGACCAUGGCACAACCUCAUGUACCACACAACAUAUGCUUCAAAAAAAGGAACAUAACCGGGAUAAAGAAGGACACUAUAUAACAGUAAAGAUUAAGAUGACAUGACAAUUCUAAAUGUAUAUGUACCUAGCAAUGGAACUUCAAGAUACAUAAACAAAAAUAGAAUUGAAGAAAAAAAUAGACAAAUUCACAAUUAUAGUUGGAGACUUCAGCACUCUUCUCUCAGUAAUUGAUAGAAUAAGUAGACAGAAAAUCAGUAAGAACAGGGAAGACCUAAGUAACACUACCAAGUAACAUCACCUAACUGCUAUACACAGGACACUUCACCCAACAACAGCAGAAUACACAUUUUCUCAUGUGCAUAUAGAACACUAACCAAGAUAUUUGUUGGCCAUAUUCUAGGCCAUAAAAUAAAUAAUUAAAAAGACAAAUUUAAAAGAACCGAAAUCAUACCAAGUAUGUUCUCUUACCAGAACAGAAUUAGAGAUAAUAACAGAAAAAACCUCUAGAAAAGCCUCAAAUAUUUGAGAUUUUAGAAAUUAAACAAUACAUUUCAGAUAACCUACAGAUCAAAUUAGCAAUUACAAGAGAAACAAAUAUUUUGAAUGCGAUAAUAAAGGCACAAAAUAUCAAAAUUUGUGGGACACAGCUAAAGCAGUGCACAGAAGAGAAUUUAUAACAUUAAAUACUUAUAUUAAAAAACAAGAUGAAUCUCAAAUCAAUAAUCUAAGCUUCUACUUUACUUAAGAACCUAGAAAAAGAAGAGCACCUUAAAUUCAAAGCAAAUUAAAGGAGGGGGGAAAAAAACAAGAGUAGAAAACAAAGAAACAGAAAAACAGAGAUAUAUAGGUAUCAAUGAAACCAAAAGUCGGUUUGUUGAAAGAUCAAAACAAGUGAUAAACUUCUAGCCAGACUGAUCCAAAGAGAGAGAAAAAGAAAGAAUGAAGUGAAAGCAAGAAAGAAAGAGAGGAGAACAAAUUACGGUAUUACCAAUAACAUGAAAAAGAAUAGCAGAUAAUACUACAAAUCCUGACAGGCAUUAAAAGGACAAUAACAGAAUAUUAUGAACAAAUAAUGUAUAUAAAUUUAAUAACAUAAAUGAAAUAAUUCAUUGAAAGAAACUUUCAAAGGUAACUCAAGACGAAUUAGAUUACCUGCAUAGUCCUAUAUGUAUUAAAAAGACUAAAAUUAUAUUAAAAGCCUUCCCACAAAGCAAACACAACAAGCAGAUAAACGACUUCAUUGGAAAAUUCUACAAAACAUUUAAGGAAAAAAUAAUACCAAUUCUACACAAAUUUUUCAAGAAAACAGAAAAAGAGGAGUACUUUCCCACUCAUUUUAUAAGGCCAGCAUUACCCCAAUACCAAAAUCAGACAGACAGACACAUACACCCUCCCUACAAACCAAUAUCUCUCAUGAUGUCCCACACAGCUCCUUAACAAAAUAUUAGCAAAUCAAGUAUAUAAAAAGGAUAAUACAUCAUGACCAAGUGGGUUUAUUUCAGGAAUGUAAGGUUGAUUCAACAUUCAAAAAUCAAUGUAAUUCACCAUUAUCAGACUAAGAAAGACAAUCACAAUAGAUGCAGACAGAGUAUUUGACAAAAUUCAACAUUUGUUCAUGAUACAAGCCUCUCAGCAAACUAGAAACAGAAGGGAACUUCCUUGGUCUGAUAAAGGCAGCUACCAAAACCUAUAGUUAACAUCAUCCUUAAUAGUUAAAGAACUGAACACUUUCCCUCCAAUGUGGGAAAAAGCCAGCAUGUCUGCUCUUACCACUUCUGUUCAACAUUGUACUGAAAGUGCUAGCCAGUGCCACAAGUCAAGAAAAAGAAAUAAAAGGGUUACAGAAUGAAAAAGAUGUAAAGCUCUUUGUUUGCAGACAUGCUCCUGUAUGCAAACAUCUCAAAGAAUCUACAAAAAUGUCACUAGGACUAAUAAACGAAUUUAGCAAUGUUGUAGGAUUUAAGAGAAAAAAUACACAAAAAUCAAUUGUAUUUCUAUAUAUCAGCAUUGAACAACUGGAAAUUUUAAUUUUAAAAAUACCAUUUAAGAUAGUGUUGAAAAACAAAAAAUACUUAAGGACAAAUCAAAGAAAAUAUGUGCAAGAUAUGUUCACUGAAAACUACAAAACUUUGCUGAGAAACAUUAAAGACCUCAGGAAAUGGAGAGAUAAACCCAGUAGUGUGCGAUAAAUGUUUAACUGGCUCUCUGGAGGGAAAGCACUGGUUUUCAGUAUUUGCAGAUUUCUGUGGUAUAAAUAUUCCCACCAUAGCCAAUUUCAAGAUACCAACAUGAUGUCACCAAAUGCAGAUGUGAGAAGGCUAGCAGGGGCAAGCUGGCUGCAGCACACCACUGGACACUGUGUGCGGGUCAGAAGAUUCAAUACUGUUAAGAUGUCCGUUCUCCCCAGAUUGAUCUACAUAUUCGAUGCAAUUUCAAUUCAAAUUCUACCAGCCUUUUGGUAGAAUCCGAUAAGCUGAUUUUAAAAUUUAUAGAGAAAAGCAAAGGACCUAGAAUAGUCAAAACAAUUUUCAAAAAAAAAAAAAAUACUGGAAGACUCAUACUACCUGAUUUCAAGAUGUAUUACAAUGCUACAGGAAAUAAAGUGUGAUAUCGGUAUAAAGGCAGACAUGCAGUUCAAUGCAACAGAAUAGAGAGCCCAAAAACAGACCCACACAAAAAAGAUUGAGUUUUUACAAAGGUGUCAAGGUAAUUUAAUAAAGAAAUGACAGUCUUUUCAACAAAUGGUGCUGGAACGACUGAAUAUCAAAAAAAAUGAACACUGACUCAAACCUUGGACUAUUAGAAAUGGAUCACAGACUUAAAUAUAACACCUCAAACUAUGUAACUUCUAGGAGUACCUUGGGCAAUACAAAGAUUUCUUAGGAUGGGACACAAAAGGCAUGAACAAUAAAAGAAAAAAAUGAUAAACUGGAUUUCAUCAAAAUUAAAAAUUGCUUUUUAGUACAUUUUUAAGAAAACAAAAAGACAAGCCACAGACCAGACGAUAAUAUUUGCAAGACACGUAUCUGAUAAAAGACUUGUAUCAGAAUAUAUAAAGAACACUUACAACUCAAUGGAAACCCUGGUGGCGCAAUGGUUAAGUGCUAUAGCUGCUAACCAAGAAGAUGGCAGUUUGAAUCCACCAGGCGCUCCUUGGAAACUCUAUGGGGCAGUUCUACUCUGAUCCUAUAGGGUCGCUAUGAGUCAGAAUCGACUCGAUGGCAGUGGGUUUGGUUUGGGUGGGUACAACUCAAUAAUAAAGUAAACAACUAAAUUUUUAAAAUGUGCAAAAGAUUUAAACAGACAUUUUAUCAAAGAAGAGAGAUGGAUGACAAAGAAGCACAUGAAAAGGUGUUCAACAUAUUAGUAAUUAGGAAAAUGGAAAUUAAGACCACAAUGAGAUAUCACUCUACGCGCUCCUUCUAGAAGGGUUAACACUAAAACACAAACAAAAUAGACAACAGAAGGUAUUUGCAAGGAUGAGGAACAACUAAAACUUUCAUACACUGGAAGUAGAACAGCAAAACGGUACAGCCACUUUGGAAAACAAUGUAGCAUUUUUAUAAAGUUAAUAUAAAGUUAUACACUUCCAGACAACCAACAACCCUAUUCCAAGGUAUCUACACUAGAGAAAUGAAAACAAGCGGAUACACAAAGAUCUGCACACAAAUGUUUAUAGCAGCUUUGGUCAUAAUAGCCAAAAACUGGAGACAACACCAAUGUCCAUCAACUGGUGACUGGAUAAACAGUGGUUCAUCCAUACAAUGGACACUGCUAGAUAAUAAAAAGAAACAAACCACUGACACAUGAGACAACAUUCAUGAAUUCUAAAAGCAUCGAGCUAAGCAAAAGAAGUCCACCACAACAGGUUACAUUCUGUAUGAUUCCAUUUAUAGGAAUUCUGGAAAAGGCAAAAUUAUACAGACAGAAAUCAGAUCUGUGGUUGCCAGGGGCUAGGGGUGUGGGGAGAGAAUUGACUGCAAAAAGGUCCAAGGGAAUGUUGAGGGGUAAUGGAACUACUCUACAUCUUGACUGUAGUAGUUCCACUACUGUACAUAUUUAUUGAACUCAUUGAACUGUAUACUUAGAAAGGGUGAAUUUUACUAAAUGGUAAAUGGCACAGUGGCUGCAACAAUGGGCGCAAAUAUAGCAACAAUCGUGAGGAUGGCACAGGACUGGACAACGUUCCGUUCUGUUUUACAUGGGGUCGCUAUGAGUCCGGGUAGACUCAAAGGCACCUAACAACAACAAAUUAUACCUCAAUAAAUCUAACUUAAGUUGCUUAGCUUUCCACCAGUAGUCAAAGCUCUCCACUAUCUUUCCAAUGUAUCUCCCAUUACUCCUCUGUUCACCCAGCCUAAUGCAUUAGCUAAUAAAUUGAGCUACUUACCUUUGUUAUUAACAAUAACAAAACCAUCAGCAGACAAUAUCUACUAGAACUUGCCAUACCCAAAGGCAUAAUAAAAGCAUUCCUCAUGUAUUAUCUCAUUACUCCUCACUUCAGUCUUAUGAGGAAGGCUGUAUUAUUACCCCCAUUUAAAGACAGAAACUGACACUUAGGAGAUUAAUACUUUGCCUAAGCCAUCCCUUCAGUGGCUAAUAAGUCACGAAGGUUGGAUUUGAGCUUAGGUCUGUCUACCUGACUCCAAAAUCCUAACACGAAACUGCCUUAUUAUUCCUACCAGCAUGUCUGCUCAUGCUGUUAUCUCUGCCCAGAAUAUCUCUUAACUUCAAUUUCAUUUGCCCUCAUUUUAGCUAUCUUUAAAAGCAAAACUUAUACACGUCUCAUCCAUAAAGCUUUCCCAGAUCUCCUUCCCCACCUGGCAACCAUCUCUCUCAGAGCAUUACAAGCUCCCCUGGCACUAAAUCAAUUCCUUCCUUGUGACACUUUCUACCUUCUGGCAUUGAUAUAUUUCCCCUAUUAGAUACUUUGCUGCUUGAGGACAAGAUCCAAGACUGAUUCACCUCACAACCCCCUCUGUUUUCUAAAACAAUGCUUUGCGCAUAACUUAUUCACUAAAUGAAUAAAUGAAUGCAUGAUGGAAAGAAUGAGAAAUAGGGCAAAAGUCACUGCAGCUGAUUAAAUGACAUUUUCCUAAAGAUACUCUCUCUGUAGUGGGUUCAACAGUGUCUCCCCAAAUUUAUGUCCACCUAGAACUUCAGACUAUGACCUUAUUUGGGAAUAAGGGUCUUUGCAGAUGCAAGUAGUUAAGAUCUCAAGAUAAAAUCAUCCUUGAUUUCGAAAAAAAAAAUUUUUUUUUUUUUUUUUUAUUUAGAGUGGG
This is a messenger RNA of Loxodonta africana (African savanna elephant), 24578 nucleotides long. RefSeq names its product UDP-glucose pyrophosphorylase 2 (gene UGP2). Bases 6734 to 8338 code for a protein of 534 amino acids. The record is from RefSeq and is a predicted model, not a curated record. Gene Ontology annotation, cellular component: cytoplasm. The transcript has 13 exons. Lineage: Eukaryota; Metazoa; Chordata; Mammalia; Proboscidea; Elephantidae. Gene Ontology annotation, biological process: glycogen metabolic process; UDP-alpha-D-glucose metabolic process. Gene Ontology annotation, molecular function: UTP:glucose-1-phosphate uridylyltransferase activity.